AUGACACUACCAUUCGUUGAGGUGUCACAUUUGGCACAGUCUUCAUCUUUCUACUCGGCAACUCUUCAGCUCAUCGGCCUGCGCUUCUUGAACGAAUCACGCGAACAGAACUCGUCCAUUGGGACUAUUACUUACGGAAUUCCAGCUGGAGCCGGCAAGUCUGGAGGCAAACGUGGUGACGACCAAAAAGGUGGCACGCCAGUUCUGCAGAUCCGCGAGGUUUCUCGACCGUUCGAACCUGUCAAGCUCUCGACUCUGGUCUUUGCGGUACCGUCCACUGAUGCAGUGAUCGGCUUCCACGACUGUGCCUUCACCGCGAAUCCGUGGCUGAGUAUUCAAACUGACGGUGACCCAAUCUAUCCUGGCGGCCCCAGCCCCAGACCUCGUUUAGGCUUUGAAGGCGGUCAAACCCCAAGAGGAGCAACAGUACGCGACCUUGACGGCAACACCAUUCGGGUUGUUUAUCAACAGCCUACUUGUCCUCGGGAUUAUUUUGGUCGAAUUAUCGAAUGGACUUAUGACGGUACCACCGCCCAGCCAAACAGGAAUCGAUCUCUUUCACAACCUCAGCUUCAGCCUGUUGCUUCCGCACGCUCGUCUUCUUCUUCCAUAAACGGCCAGUCACCCUUUCAGCCCCGUCAGUCUCCUGCCAAACACGGCCCCAAUACCGUCACAGCCGCAGAGAUGACUCAGCGUGCUGCCUCUCGUGCGGAUGAGGACGAACCCGUGUCUGUUUCCCCUCGACAAAGCUCCAACAACAACGGCCUAAGUACUACCACUGUCGUCGGUGCCAUCCUCGGAGUUGCUGCUGCUGGCGCUGCCCUCACGUAUGGCUUUGCAAGCCACAAUGCUAAGGAGCGAGAACGAAAACCAAGACAGGAGUAUGAGCCCCCGUCGCUCCCACGCCGCUCAACCUUCCCCGAGAAGGCCCCCACGGUUCAUAAACUACACAAUGACGAGCGCCGCAUCACCUACGCAGACUAUCCGCCCACAGCGUCACAAUACCCGCCCAAGGCGCUCCCUUAUCGAGGACAUGGCGGCUUUGCCCCUCAGGAUAUGUACCCGGAGGGAUAUCCUUUUCAGAAACACAUGCAGAAUGACUAUGCUCCCCGCAAGAUGCAUCACGAAUCGUAUCCGCCGAGGAAUCUCGGUUACGUAGAAGACGACAGCAGUGAGGAUUCUCCAGACGAGCCGAUCCGCCCCAUUCAAUACCUGACGCAAGCCCCUUACGAUGAGGAAAAUCCAUGGUCAAACGAAUCCCGAGCCAGAAGUCGGAGCAGAACCCGGAGUGUAGCCAAGAGUACUGCGAGGAGCGUCGCUGCGAAAAGUGCUGCUCCAAGCACCAGAAGUGUUGCGAAGAGCACUGCCAGGAGCGUUGCUCCUUCUCGGGCCCGGUCGCGAAGUCGAGCCCCAGCAGAGGAAGGAUAUGAUACUACCCGAAGUCGACGCUCGUCAAGGCACCCUCCCCCAGAAGACGCCUAUGAGUUUGUGGAAACACGCAGUCGCCACGCGUCAAGAGCCCCGGACGAUGACUUUGAGACACGAAGCCGUCGAGCGUCACGGCCGCCACGUGAGGAUGGAUUUGAUACACGCAGUCGCAGGUCGUCACGGCCUCCGGAGGAUGGUUUCGAAACAAGAAGCCGACGGUCUUCCAGGCCCCCUAUAACUGACAAGUCUAGGAGCGUCAGAGCCCGCAGCGAAGCGGGUGUUAGUCGCAGCAAGUCUGUAGUGUUAGUGGACGAUCUCCGAAGUGAGGCGCCCGUCAGCCGAAAGUACGACGACCGCCGUAGCCAUGCCGGUUCCCGAGCGCCCAAGUCAUCACAAUCAGUCGUCCGCGGCCACCGACCUCCGUAUGACGAUGAGCGGACAUACUUUUCAGCUCGGUCACGCCCGUCUUCACGAGCUCCUCGUCGAUCCUCCCGCACUGAGGUGGAGGCCGACAUUAUGGAGGCACCAGAGGUCCCCGAGGUGCCUGACGCGCCUGAGAUUCCUCUGGAUCCCGAUGUCUACGAAGCCCCCGAUGUGCCAGACAGGAUGCCUAGGAGUCGGGCCAGGAGUCGGUACAACGUGCCCCGGAUGGCCACUGGACCUGACUACCCACAUAUGGGCUACCCAAGCAAGGCUCAGAGCUACGUAUCUGCCAGGAAUGUUUCGCUUCCCAUGAGCGGCAUCGGUAGCAGUCACGCUGAUUGGGAUGACGACAUGGUCAGUGUUGCCCCAAGUGACAGUAUCAGCUGUGUUGGGGUGAAGCCGAGCAGACGAAGCCGCAAGAUACGAUAA
Fusarium musae is the source of this 2280-nucleotide messenger RNA. RefSeq lists its product as uncharacterized. The coding region runs from base 1 to 2280 and encodes 759 amino acids. The transcript has a single exon. The record is from RefSeq and is a predicted model, not a curated record. Lineage: Eukaryota; Fungi; Ascomycota; Sordariomycetes; Hypocreales; Nectriaceae.